UAAGAUCACUACAUCACAUGGUUGAGUAGGAUAAUAUUCUUUAUACAUAACUAUAUACCCACCAUUGUUGAUUUUCUUUUAACUUUCACGUGCAUGACCCUACCAUUAAUUGUACGUAUAUAUCAUGAAUGAAUCUUUUCCACUAUAUAUAUAAGAGCUACCUCUCAACAUUUGAUGAUAUAGCCAAACACAAUUAAAUCAUAAUAAUCUCUAGCUUUCCCCCCUUUGUGUUAUAUAGAAAUUAUAAUACAUAAUCAUGAGGAAGAAUACACAUUAUUCUUGUGCAUUGAUCUUUUUAAUAAGCUUUGUUGUUAUUUUGAGUACUCCUUAUUGUGUUUUUGGUCAACUAAAACCUAAUUUCUACAAAAAGAGUUGCCCUAAUGCCGAGCAAAUUGUAAAACAAGUUGUCAAAGAAGCAUUUGCAAAAGAUCCUACCAUUACCGCUGGCUUACUUCGUAUGCAUUUUCACGAUUGCUUUGUUAGAGGUUGCGAUGCAUCCAUACUAAUCAAUUCUACAUCGAACAAGCCCUCAGAAAAAACAGCAGGACCAAAUCUAACUGUACGAGGGUAUGAGCUCAUCGAUGAGGCCAAAAGAAGGCUCGAAGCUGCAUGCCCUUCGAAAGUCUCAUGUGCAGACAUCAUAACCCUAGCAACUCGAGACUCUGUCAUUCUUGCAGGUGGACCAGACUACGCAGUUCCAACUGGCAGAAGGGAUGGACUUAUCUCGAACCCUGAUGAAGUCAACUUGCCUGGACCAGACCAAUCAAUCACUUCUGCUUUUGCUGCUUUCAAAGAUAACGGGAUGACCCUAAAUGAAAUGGUAGCUCUUCUCGGUGCACACACAGUUGGAUUUGCUCAUUGCAAUUUCUUUUCAAACCGACUUACAGAUUUUCAAGGUACAGGCAAACCUGACCCCACCAUGGAUCCUAACUUGGUUACCAAGUUAAAAGCUUUAUGUGCAGUUGGGAGUGAUCCAAAGGUGUUUUUAGAUCAAAACACUAGUAAUAUUUUCGAUAAUGAGUUCUAUCGUCAAAUACGUUUGAAGAGAGGAGUUCUGAAGAUUGAUCAGGAGCUAGCUACAGAUCCUGCCUCCUCUAGUUAUGUUGCCACUUUGGCUUCGAAUCCACGUAUGUUCUCUCGAGAUUUCGGCAAUGCUAUGACUAAGAUGGGGAGAAUCGCUACUGUUGGAAGUGCUGGUGAGAUUAGAAAGAAUUGCGCAGUUUUUAACCCGCGUCCUAAGAGUUUAAUCAGUAGUGUUUUAGACAUUGCUGAGAAAAUUAUAGAGUAAUUAAUUACUACAUAUAACUAUUACAACAUCAUCGAUCUAUGUGUCUACUUCAAAAAAGAAUCUCCUCAAGUAAACCCUCAAAAAUAAGAGAUUCCUCUCCAAAAGCUUGAAACUUGUUUAAUUAGCAUUUUGUUAAUGUUAAUUAUAAAUUUAUCCAUAAUUAAUGAAGUAGAUAAAGGUGUUAUUGGAA
Messenger RNA from Cannabis sativa, 1478 nucleotides. RefSeq names its product peroxidase 57. Gene Ontology annotation, biological process: response to oxidative stress; hydrogen peroxide catabolic process. Gene Ontology annotation, molecular function: peroxidase activity; heme binding. The record is from RefSeq and is a predicted model, not a curated record. Lineage: Eukaryota; Viridiplantae; Streptophyta; Magnoliopsida; Rosales; Cannabaceae. The transcript is spliced from 2 exons. Bases 257 to 1288 code for a protein of 343 amino acids.